Messenger RNA from Canariomyces notabilis, 846 nucleotides. Its product is annotated as DUF1000-domain-containing protein. Bases 152 to 823 code for a protein of 223 amino acids. The transcript is spliced from 3 exons. Lineage: Eukaryota; Fungi; Ascomycota; Sordariomycetes; Sordariales; Chaetomiaceae. Gene Ontology annotation, cellular component: nucleus. The record is from RefSeq and is a predicted model, not a curated record.
UCAUUGCCUCCUCAAAUCACACAUCAAACUGGACCGACAAAGCGUAUUGAGUCUAGACUCGCAAGUCACCAAACAACAACGUCAGGUCAACUUCCAUAUUCAGGCCCAGAAUACACACAACCGAAAUUGGUAAAAGAAAAGUAGGACCACAAUGUCGCACCACUGCCACGACGAACACCACGACCACUCCCACGGCGGAGAACAUGACCACUCAGACGACAUCACACCGGCACUGCAGUUCUCUCUGUACCAACACAUCAAGUUUGAUGAAAUCACGACGCUGAACGAGGCGCGGUAUGGGUCUGGAAAGGAGGUGGUGAAGAAGACGUGGGCCGACAGGAUGGCGCCAGAGCCUGAGGUGGAAAGCGAUGCCGACGAGCAGCUCUUGAUGAACGUUCCGUUCACCGGCCAAAUCAGGCUGCACUCGAUCCUGCUGCGCACGUCCGACUCGGACUCGGCGCCCAAGACGCUCAAGGUCAUCAUCAACCGGGACGAUGUGGACUUUGGGGUGGCCGAGGAGACGGAUGGGACGCAGGUGUUUGAGCUGAGCCGGACGAGCGAGGUGCAGGAGUUGCCCGUGCGACGGGCGCGCUUCAACGCCGUCCGGCGGCUGACGCUCUUCUUUCCGGAUAACUUUGGCGAGGGCGAGGAGGACGUCACGCGCAUCUCGUACGUAGGGUUCAAAGGCGAGUGGAUGCAGCUCGGCCGCGCACCGGCAAAUAUCAUGUACGAGGCGGCCGCGAACCCGUCGGAUCACAAAAUCAAGGGCACGAGCGUGAAUCAAAUGGGUAGCGGUAUCGGUGGGCAGGGGCCAGGAAUUUGAGGGCAUAUAUACAAAUACAAAGC